CGCGGCACUAGCAGCGUGUGGUGUGGGGUUACGGAGAGCGGAGUCAUGUCUGGCAGAGGCAAGGGCGGGAAGGGGCUCGGCAAAGGCGGCGCCAAGCGCCACCGCAAAGUGCUGCGCGACAACAUCCAGGGCAUCACCAAGCCGGCCAUCCGCCGCCUGGCUCGGCGCGGCGGCGUCAAGCGCAUCUCGGGGCUCAUCUACGAGGAGACUCGCGGAGUGCUGAAGGUGUUCCUGGAGAACGUGAUCCGCGACGCUGUCACCUACACCGAGCACGCCAAGAGGAAGACCGUGACAGCCAUGGACGUGGUCUACGCCCUCAAGCGCCAGGGCCGCACUCUCUAUGGCUUCGGCGGUUAAACUCAAAUCGCAAACAUUGUAUUGUUAAAACACAAAGGCUCUUUUCAGAGCCACCCACAAAAUUCACAACGAGAGCUGUGCAUUACUGAAUUCUUAAAAUCCAAGUCUUGAAUACUGUGCUUAAUACAACAUUUAAAAUUGCCUUAGAAAAAGCUACUGCAAAAUACAACAGGAAAGUUGGUA
This is a messenger RNA of Columba livia (rock pigeon), 540 nucleotides long. Its product is annotated as histone H4. The record is from RefSeq and is a predicted model, not a curated record. The transcript has a single exon. Gene Ontology annotation, biological process: nucleosome assembly. Bases 46 to 357 code for a protein of 103 amino acids. Gene Ontology annotation, molecular function: structural constituent of chromatin; protein heterodimerization activity; DNA binding. Gene Ontology annotation, cellular component: nucleosome. NCBI's taxonomy places the organism in Eukaryota, Metazoa, Chordata, Aves, Columbiformes, Columbidae.